GUAACACACUGAGAAAUACCACAAACACUCUGUUAGAGAUGGAGGGGAUAGAGCAUAAGAUGAUUAGUGUCAAUGGCAUAAACAUGCACAUAGCAGAAAAAGGCAAAGGCCCAAUGGUCCUAUUCCUCCACGGCUUCCCCGAGCUCUGGUACUCUUGGCGCCACCAAAUCCUCUACAUGGCAGCUCAAGGGUACCGAGCUGUGGCCCCAGAUCUCCGUGGCUACGGCGACACAACGGGGCCUCCUGUCAAUGACUUCACUAAAUUCACCAUCCUCCAUGUGCUUGGAGACAUCAUGGCGCUCCUUGACAAAAUCGCACCCGAUGAAGACAAGGUGUUUGUGGUUGGGCAUGACUGGGGAGCAUACAUAGCCUGGUACUUGUGUCUGUUCAGACCUGAUAGAGUCAAGGCUAUGGUGAAUUUGAGUGUUCAUUUCCUUCCCAGAAGCCCUACGAUGAACUUUGUAGAUAUCUUUCGAGGAUUGUAUGGCGAUGACCACUACAUUUACAGAUUUCAGGUACCUGGGGAAAUUGAAGCUGAGUUUGCCCAGAUUGGUGUUAGAAGGGUGGUCAAGAAAUUCCUAACAUACCGCGAUCCUGCUCCAUUUCUUUUCCCUAAAGGUAAAGGAUUUGGGGAUGGCAAUUCACCUGAUACUCAAGUUAUCUUGCCUUCUUGGUUGUCGGAAGAAGAUGUCAAUUACUAUGCUAGCAAAUUUGAGAAGAAUGGAUUCACUGGAGGAAUUAAUUACUACCGAGUUAUACAUCAAAACUGGGAACUCACAGCACCCUGGACAGGGUCCCAAGUGAAAGUGCCUGCGAAGUUUGUUGUGGGUGACUUGGACUUGGUCUAUAACAUCCCGGGCGCAAAGGAAUACAUACAUAAUGGCGAAUUCAAGAAAGAUGUGCCGCUAUUGGAGGAAGUUGUUGUCAUGGAAGGUGUAGCACAUUUUCUCAACCAAGAAAAGCCGGAGGAGAUCAACAAACACAUUCUUGAGUUCAUCAAGAAGUUCUGAUUUUCUUACCCCUUCUUGUUGUUUCUUGCAAUAAGUUUGACAACCUAUGGAACACAGUUUUUCUGCUGGUGCCCACUGGUGGUGUUGUCAUAAACAAAUGAAUUAGCUUCUAUAUAGAAAUUUUCAAGUAAUUUGGCUUCUAAA
Camellia sinensis is the source of this 1154-nucleotide messenger RNA. Its product is annotated as epoxide hydrolase 2. Gene Ontology annotation, molecular function: catalytic activity. Lineage: Eukaryota; Viridiplantae; Streptophyta; Magnoliopsida; Ericales; Theaceae. The record is from RefSeq and is a predicted model, not a curated record.